Molecule: messenger RNA, 953 nt
Organism: Mercenaria mercenaria
Lineage: Eukaryota; Metazoa; Mollusca; Bivalvia; Venerida; Veneridae
Product: metalloproteinase inhibitor 2-like
Exons: 6
Coding region: 156-590 (144 amino acids)
Biological process (GO): negative regulation of endopeptidase activity; negative regulation of membrane protein ectodomain proteolysis
Cellular component (GO): extracellular matrix
Molecular function (GO): protease binding; metalloendopeptidase inhibitor activity
Source: RefSeq, a predicted model, not a curated record
AACAAUUUUGUACUUCCCGUUGUUUUAAACAAAUGAAAGUCCCGUUUCAGUCGAGUGGAAAACGCUUAAAAGAAAAGCGAGACGCAUUUCAAAAUCACCUUCUCUCGAGAUAAAAUUAUAUUUGCCUUGCUGAAGCUGACUAAAGAUAACCAAGAAUGCAGCUGUUGAUACUUUUUGUUCUAUUAACAAUUACAGGACUGUCCAGUGCAUGUUCAUGUAUUGAUACAUCGGUACAUGAAAAGUAUUGCAAAGCUGAUUUUGCGGUUCUUGUGAAGGUGCUAAACAAUGGACGUGUUAGUGGUAUGAAUAGAAUCUACAGAAUUAAACUCGAAGCUACAUAUAGAUCGAAUGUGUAUGGAAGUGUGGACAAACGCCAGAUAUUCACUGCAACAAACAGUGCUGCUUGUGGUGUUAUCUUACAACGAGGAUAUUACUAUAUCCUGACAGGGUAUUACCGAACGAUCGACGGAGCAAGAAGAAUGAAAACUGGACUGUGUGACAUACAACAGCGGUUUGACAGGAACCCUAAAAGAUUUUACAGACCGCCGAAUUGUAAUGGGAUCUACUUUCCUAAUCGGAUGUCAACAUAGGUGGUCAGUUUUACGCGAUUUGAUACAGUUGGACACUGCCCUACACCAUUUCUUCCCUCAUUUUGCAAUGUGUAGAGGGGACCUAUUUUAUUUCAUUUUAUAAAUUAGACUAUGAGAGAGAAACCCAUUCAGUCUGUACUUUACACUGAAAAGGUAGCCGAGAAAAAAAAACCUAUUAAAGCGUUGAAUUGUAUUCACCUUUUAAGCUUUUUGUAUAUUUAUUAUAAUUUUAGUACUGUUGACAAGUAUACAUUACAACUGCGUUAUGAGCUAUGAAUUGGUAAAACAUUUUCAUAACUCCUCCAAUGUUCCGUCUAUGUCAAUUUGUUUUGUAUAUAAAUCCUAAAUAAUUUAAUAUAAGUA